GGAGCUUUGCUGCCUGGUCUGGGGAUGAUUCUGAAGCUGUAAGGGCUGGAGUUGAGAGUCUGUGUUUAAGGCCUGCCAUGAAACCAGAGCCCAGGUUGAGCAUUGAGAGCCUGCCACCAGAAAUGCUAAUAAAGAUCUUUUCCCUUCUGGAUGCUGAAUCCCUGCUGUCCCUGGGCUGUGUGAACAGGAGCUUCUAUCAGCUGGCCAGUGACAAUGCCAUCUGGCUGACAAUCUACUCCCGGUGUUUCAAACCAAAAAGGGCAUUUUGGAAAGUGGGCUCAGGACCAACACAAACUCUUUGCUCAGGUGGUACUGCUCUGCAGGAUAAAAGCUGUGGCCCCUGGAAGGAAAAAUACAUCUCCAGACAAAUAGCUGCUGUCCAAACGAGAGCCAUUGGAUUUGUGAACUCUCUCAGAAGUCCUCUGCCGUGUAAAAUCAAAGAAGCCAUGAGAGCUGCUGGCUUGAGCUGGAUGCUUAUCUUGAAGGAGAAGAAUGGAAGGGAGCACCCAAUGGCAAAGAGAAGAGUAUCAUUUCAGGAUACCUCUCUUAGCAUAUUUUGGUAUGGUAUCAACUGGCCAUGCUUGGAUGUCCUGGCAGCACUCAGGCUCUAUGGAGUUGUGCCUUUAUUUCCUCAGAGCAAGAAGAGCCCCUCUCUUGUAGGACCUUGCUACUAUUCCCUGAUUGCUGAAUACCAUCUUGCUGAUCUGACAGCACUUAGUGCUGACAAGAUUGUCCAGCUCUUCACUCUGAAGCCAGGACUUUUAGUAGGCCUUUGGAAGGACACAAAGGAGAUUGCUUUUGUCUCAGCCAGUCUUCAUUAUCAUCAGCUCAUGGAGAGAAGCAUCUUGGGUUCUGCUGCUCGUCCAUAUGCACCUCCACCUCAUCAGCCUCUACUGGAUGAUACUGACCCAGAGUAUGGACUGCAUGGCUACUGUCUGGACUUCAAUAUCCACAGUGGAAGCUGUGCCUACAUGUGUGGGACAUUUGGGGACCUCUUUUGCAGAAAAGGUGAGAUUGCAGAUGGGUAUGUGAAGCUCACAGCUGUCAGAAGUCUGCAGAACAACAUGAAGCUCUGUCCUUUAGGCACCAUCCCUGGCUUGUCCUGGCACACAGAGGAGCUGAAAGGCACAGUGAAGGAGUGCUGUGUGCUGGAUCUUACCCUCUUGGAUGAGAAUGGAGAAACCUUCUGGUGUUUCAGUGCCCCAGUCUCCAUGGAACUGUCUUCCAGGACCUCGAACUGUUACAAGUUCCUGGGUCAAAGCUACAUCAUAGACUAUUGUGAACCUUCAGAAGGCAGAGUCUGUAUUGAGUUUGUCUACGUUAGUGAAAGCAGGCAGUACAUUGUAGUCAGUUUUGUUAUUUAUGUAAGCACCAAGAAGGUGAAUGAAUGGUAUGGAACUGAUUACUGA
Messenger RNA from Dryobates pubescens (Downy woodpecker), 1409 nucleotides. RefSeq names its product F-box protein 15 (gene FBXO15). Bases 78 to 1409 code for a protein of 443 amino acids. The transcript is spliced from 10 exons. Gene Ontology annotation, molecular function: protein binding. The record is from RefSeq and is a predicted model, not a curated record. Lineage: Eukaryota; Metazoa; Chordata; Aves; Piciformes; Picidae.